Anarrhichthys ocellatus (wolf-eel) is the source of this 1710-nucleotide messenger RNA. Its product is annotated as formin-binding protein 1-like. Gene Ontology annotation, molecular function: protein binding. Gene Ontology annotation, biological process: signal transduction. The record is from RefSeq and is a predicted model, not a curated record. The transcript is spliced from 8 exons. Lineage: Eukaryota; Metazoa; Chordata; Actinopteri; Perciformes; Anarhichadidae. Bases 1 to 1230 code for a protein of 409 amino acids.
AUGCUGUGCUCCUCUGGGACCACCACCCUGAGGAAAGAAGUGGAUGUAUCUGGUCCUGGACUGACGGAGGAGGAGGUCAAGAUGCUGCAGGAGUACGGCAGAGGAGAGGAAGCUCCUGGCUCCACAGAUCUCUUUCCAGAACUAGGCUUUGUUCCACAUCUGAAUGAGGUCUCAGGACCAUCAUUAAGUGGAACAGACUGUAAACUUGUGGACCUGCACACAGCUAAAGGAGAAACUGUCUACGUACAAUGUGUAAAAACACUGAACAAAAGCAAAGUGACCGGUAGAGCUGACACAGUGUGGAGACAGAAGCUGGAUGUGGACACUUGUGUGAAACCAGCCCGGCAGCCUCCCCCUCCACCCCCAACCUCACCUUCACCUGGGGGAGUAGCCAACAGUCCCCAGUCCCCGCCCCCUGCCUCCAGAGAACCAAUCACACAGCGGCUGAAUGACCUCAUGAGCUCUGGCUCCAGAACCAGGAAGCAGUGUCUGCGCAGCCUCAAGAGAGGGCUGUCACUUAAACUGGGCUCCGGUCCUGCAGACUGCAGUCAUCUUCCUCCAGAACAGAGAAGAAAGAAACUUCAAACCAGAAUCAACAACAUGAACGAGGAGAUCCAGAGAGAGAGAGAGCAGAGAGACGCUCUGUUGAAAAUGAGGGAAGUUUAUGAAAGAAAUCCUCAGAUGGGCGACGCCGGCAGUUUGGAGCCUCGACUGGAGGAAGUGAAACAAAGUCUACAGAGACUGGAGGAGGAGCUGAGGAGGAACCAGGCGUGGCUUUCGGAGGCCGACUCCAAAGCUUGUGACCUCAGCAGUCGGAGACAAAGUGGAGGUUGUGGGUUAAAUUCUCAGGUCGACACUCCAGGAAGCAGCAGCUUGAAACAGCUGGAAGACCGGAGUCCAGCCAGCAGAGAGAGUCCUGACGGCAGCUACACUGAAGACCACAGUGCAGAGCUUCAGUUUAAAUCUCGUAGUUCAGAGUUUGAUGAUGACUUUGAAGAUGAAGAACCAUUACCGAGUAUCGGCACCUGCAAGUCCCUUUACCCAUUCCAAGGACAAAAUGAAGGCACUCUGUCGAUGGUGGAGGGAGAACUACUUUCUGUGGUGGAAGAGGACAAAGGUGACGGGUGGACCAGAGUACGGAGGAACCUGGAGGAGGAGGGAUACGUCCCCACCUCCUACAUCAAAGUCUUCCUGGACAGCAGUGCCAAAGGUGCCAUGACCUACAUAUGACCUUCAUCUGACCUCAGUAGGACUUUUAAUGACCUGUAAAUAUGACCUUUAAUGACCUCCACGUGACCUCUAGGCCGUCCACUCCAAGAACUAAAACUAACGUGAGCAGUUAGGGCUCACAUUGAGUUAGGGUUUAGGGGUUAGUCCAGCUGUCCACGUCUCUCUCUGAUGUUUCCUACACAUUCAAAUGUACAUAGAGAUAUAUUUAAAUAAUAAUCAUAACAAUAAUUAUAAUGAUCAUCAGUUUGUUUCCUGGUCACUUACAUCAGAUUAAACAUUUAUUAAGGAAAUGAUUUUCCUUCACUUUGUAAAACAGAAAAUAAAAUAAAUUAUUGUAUGAAACUCAUGAACUGCACCAACAGUUUUUUAUUAUUCAUAUUCUAAUUCAUAAGAAUACCCCGGUAAUUCAAGCACACUCUCCGGUCCCCCUUUUUGAAGAUGGGAACCACCACCCCGGUCUGCCAGUCCAUGGGCACUGAU